AACAACGAGAAAGCAGUGCAGUGCAGUGCAGUCCACCUCAGCCAUCGACAUUUAAUUCUUCCCCUCGGCAAGCGCGAUUGAGCCACCAGCCGAAAGCCGACUAGCUCGCAACGGGUGCUCCCUUCCAGCUCGCUCGCUCAUUCUCUCACAACGACCUCGUUCUCAGGAAUCUCCAGCUCAGUCAUCAUCGGUUAGUCAGCCUUCGAACCUCGACUCCGAAGCAGCACGAUCCCGGGACUGGUCAGGAUCGAGCAUCGCCGCCGUCGGUCUUGUUGUCGAUAAGACGACACCCCGGGUGAUUGAAGAGAGUGUUGCCUACGCGUGGGAUUACAGCAGAUAGAAGGGCGAAGUCGAGUUCGUUGUAGCGCGAAGAAGUGAACAGCGAGGAAGCUUCGGCGCAUCGGAAGAGAGAGAUUGCGACAACGGGAUCGAGACCAACACUGAGCGUUGUCCGACUCCACGACGCGCUUCGGUCGAUCGCCUACGGACAGCGUCUGCUGCGCGAACAUGCAACGUGCUCAGCAAGAGCCGCCUCUCGAGAUGAGUUUGCGAGAGCACCUCCUGGCCGCCAGCCAGAACACCAACGCCGCUCCAGCACCAUACCCUCCUCCAGGACCCACACAGGCGCAGAGCCAUGAGAUGCCCUACCAACGCUCCGAAGGCAGUCCGCAUGAGCAACAUCAUCAUCUCGAUCCCAACGUUACCGGCCAGCAGAUGCCAUACGGAAUGGCUGGUGAUGGCAUGGAUGAUGGGAUGGGUCCAAACUCAGCUAAGGGCAAGAGGGAGCUGUCGACGAGCAAGCGUGCUGCGCAGAAUCGAGCUGCUCAGGUAUGUUGGAAGCUCAUCGAGUAUGUAACAGCGCCUCACUAA
Zymoseptoria tritici IPO323 is the source of this 870-nucleotide messenger RNA. RefSeq lists its product as uncharacterized. The record is from RefSeq and is a predicted model, not a curated record. The transcript is spliced from 3 exons. NCBI's taxonomy places the organism in Eukaryota, Fungi, Ascomycota, Dothideomycetes, Mycosphaerellales, Mycosphaerellaceae. Bases 508 to 870 code for a protein of 120 amino acids.